AUGGAGGCUUGCUCCUUGCACUCACCAACUGUAACCACAAUACCCUCUUUAUCCCAAAGUAGGUUUACAGAAAAACCUCUUCUGCGCGGUCAGGUUCUCAAAUUUUCUAAUUCCAAGAGGGACCCACAUGCCAGGAAGCUUGGAUUUCUUCAUAUCAAAGCUCAAGCUUCAGCAGCUGCAUCUUGUUUCCAAGUUCUCCAGACAACAUUCUAG
This is a messenger RNA of Prunus armeniaca (apricot), 213 nucleotides long. Lineage: Eukaryota; Viridiplantae; Streptophyta; Magnoliopsida; Rosales; Rosaceae. The record is from the annotation of a GenBank genome assembly.